Molecule: messenger RNA, 3994 nt
Organism: Lethenteron reissneri (Far Eastern brook lamprey)
Lineage: Eukaryota; Metazoa; Chordata; Hyperoartia; Petromyzontiformes; Petromyzontidae
Product: ferroxidase HEPHL1-like
Biological process (GO): iron ion transport
Cellular component (GO): plasma membrane
Molecular function (GO): oxidoreductase activity; copper ion binding
Source: RefSeq, a predicted model, not a curated record
GGAUGUGGUGGUGCGUGUUCUACCUGAACGUGGCCUUCACCUGCGCGAUGAUGCGAGAGUACUACAUCGCAGCCAAGGAAAUAUACUGGGACUACGCACCAUCGGGGAGGAAUCUUAUCAAGAACAUCAGCAUUUCCGACGAUGAACAAGCCAGAUUGACUCUGCAAAGGGGGCCGGAGCGUAUUGGCCGGAUUUACAAGAAGGCGGUGUACAUCCAGUACACGGACGGCAGCUUCACGCAGGAGAUUCCCAAGGAUCCGUGGCUCGGAUACCUGGGCCCCACCAUCAAGGCGGAGGUGCACGACGUCAUCGCGGUCUACUUCAAGAACCUCGCGUCGCGCCCGUACAGCAUGCACCCCCACGGCGUCUUCUACAGCAAAGCGUCAGAAGGCGCCAACUAUCCAGACGGGCAGGAGUUCGGCUCGAAGGGCGAGUUCGUGCUGCCCGGCCAGACGCACACCUACCACUGGAUGGUGAGGGACGAAACCUCGCCCGGCAGCGACGACCCCAACUGCUUCACGUGGAUCUACCACUCGCACGUCAACGAGCCCAAGGAUGUCAACUCGGGCCUCAUCGGGGCCCUGCUCACCUGUCGCAAAGGAAUCCUACUUUUGGGAACCGCCGAACGUCAAGACGUGGGCGAGGACUUCAUCUUGAUGUUCACCAUCGUUGACGAGAACAACAGCUGGUACCUGGAGGACAACAUCCGAGAAACCAUUGCCGACCCGCGCAGUCUGGACCGGAGCGACCCGCACUUUCAGAGGAGCAACUUCAAGUCGAACAUCAACGGCUACAUGUACGGGAACCUGCCGGGCCUGAACAUGUGCAGCGAGGUCAACGUGUCAUGGCACCUCUUUGGGCUUGGCUCCGAGGUGGACAUUCACACGGCUCACUUCCGAGGGCAGGCGCUCACGAGCAAGCACCACCGCGUGGACACCGUGGGCCUCUUCCCCGCCACCUUUGUCACCGCCCUGAUGGUGCCCACCAACCCAGGCCGCUGGCUCCUCGCCUGCGAUGUCAAUGAGCACUUUGAAGGUGGCAUGCAGGCCGCGUUCAACGUCCUGGAGUGCGAGGGCACGAACCAAAGCGUGUGGCACUCAGAGGGGAAGGAGAGGACUUUCUUCAUCGCCGCUGAGGAAGUGGACUGGGACUACGGCCCAUCAGGCGUCAACAACGCGACGGGCGAGGAUCUGACCCAGCCUGGAAGUGAUUCCGAGAAGUACUUCACGAAAGGGCCCAGCCGCAUUGGAGGUGUGUACAGGAAAAUCCUCUACACGGAGUACACCGACGCCAACUUCACCACCAGGAGGCAGCGAACGCCCAAACAAAGCCACAUGGGGAUGUUAGGGCCCGUGCUGCGAGCAGAGGUCGGGGAUGAGAUCGUCGUCACGUUCAAGAACUUGGGCAGCCGGGGCUACAAUAUCCAUCCACACGGUGUGUUCGCGAGCAACGAGCAUGUCGCCAAGGGGAGUUAUGAGCUCCACAAGGUGGCAGCAGUGCCCGCGGGAGGCAUGCACACGUACCGCUGGGCGGUACCCCAAGGAGCCGGCCCCACCCAGGCGGAUGAGCCUUGCAUCACCUACCUGUACACCAGCUCGGUCAACCACGUACGGGAUGGCCACUCGGGCCUGGUCGGACCGCUGCUCAUCUGCCGCAACGGCUCCCUGGACCAGCACGGCGACCAGAGCGGCACGGACGAGGAGGUGUUCCUGCUCUUCGACGUCGUGGACGAGGGCCUGAGCUGGUACCUGCAAUGGAAUAAGCAGCAGAACAACGUGACUGCACCCGACGAUGACCCCAGCUUCCGGGAGGCAAACCUCCGACACACCAUCAACGGGUUUAUGUUUGGGAACCUGCCUGGCCUGGAGGUGUGCGUGGGCAAGCGCGUGUCGUGGCACGUGCUGGCCGUGGGCUCUCAGGCCGACCUGCACACGGCCUACUUCACGGGACAGACGCUGCUCUUUGACCUCCGCCGUGUGGACACCAUCGCCCUCUUCCCUCACCUCUCCUACACUGCCCUCAUGCUCACCGACACCACAGGUGGAUUUGAAUUAAUGUGCCGGACAAAUGAGCACUUUAACGAAGGCAUGAGAGCCAAGUUUAGAGUGUCAGAAUGCGGGAUGCCACCUGGACCGGUGUUUGUUCCGCAAAAGGAGCGGACAUAUUAUCUGGCAAUCCGUGAGGAGGUCUGGGACUACGCUCCCAACCGCAGCUGGGAAAUGAAAGUGCACAACACCACCAAUCCAGCACUCAGCCCAGCAAAUAAAUUCCUCGGAAGUGGAGAGACCAGAAUCGGAAGUAGAUACAAGAAGGUCAGAUUCGUGGAAUACACCGAUGACAGCUUCAAAAAUCCGAAAGUGCGUACGGCUGAGGAAGAGCACCUGGCCGCACUAGGCCCGCUGCUGAAGGGGCAGGUCGGGGAGCUCUUGGUGGUGGUGCUGUGGAACACGGCUUCUCGUCCCUACUCCAUCCACUCACACGGAGUCAUCAGCGACGUUCCCGGGGGCCUCCCACUCAAGCCAGGAGCAAGGAAAGCGUACAGGUGGCAAAUCCCAGAGCGCUCCGGCCCUUCACAAGCUGACACAAACUGCAUCACCUGGAUAUACUAUUCUGCGGUGGACUUCGUCAGGGACCCCAACUCGGGGCUGGUGGGGCCACUGGUGGUGUGCCGCUCUGGGCUGCUUGACGACUCGGGCCGCCGUGACGAUGUGGCCCACGAGUUUGCUCUCCUCUUUAUGGUCUACAAUGAGAACCUGUCCUGGUACCUGCGGGACAACAUCGACAAUUUCACGGGGAAUCCCGGCGCUGUCGACGUUACCGACGAGGACUUUCGUGAGAGCAAUCUCAUGCACAGCAUCAACGGCAUGACUUUCGGUAAUCUGAAUGGGCUCAACAUGGGGCUCAAGGAACGCGUGGACUGGUACUUGAUGGGUCUGGGCGGAGAACUCGACAUGCACACCAUUCACUUCCAUGGCCAGACAUUCAGAUACAAGGUGGCAGGUAAGGACACGGUGUCUGACGUGUACGACGUGUUUGCGGGGACCUUCGUCACAGUGGAGAUGACGACGGACAACCCUGGCACGUGGCUUCUGCACUGCCACGUUCAUGACCACAUCGAGGCUGGCAUGGUGGCAUUUUUCCAGAUCAAGACCAAACCCUUAGUAACCGCGAACCCUACGGAGAAGACCGCAAUUGGACAACACUCCUCUGCCUCUUCUCACACCGGCUUAUAUUCCCUUGCGUUGAGCCAACUGUGCGUCAAACUCCUGGUGGCCUGUCACCUGCUACACAUUUACGUCCACGAGACAUCGUAGGUUUUCAAAGCAAAUUUGGAAAUAUUCCUAUCAGAGAUAAAUAUCAACAUUUUCUCCCAGACAAAUCUGAACAAACCGAUGACAUUUCAUAAUGCUAGAUAAGGCUCAAUGUUUCCGUCCCAAGUGCAAUUGUGUUGUACUAUGUGCUGUAAUCGCAUAGUUAUUAUAAGGUGCAUAAUGUAAUGUAUGAAAACGGCGGAACGCAUCUGAGAUGGUGUACACUGAGGAGAUAAAGCAGCGGCAAACGGCUCGUGUGCAGGUGAUGGGUGCAUUAUCACAUCGCGGAAUCGUGAGAGAUGGGGGCUCGGUGAAACAUUCGUCCAACAAUCGGUUGGAAUUGGCUGUUGAUGGUGAUAACUGUCACAGGAAGGAUGAGAUAAAGUAGCCUAUUGUGGUGCUGCUAUGUGUAGCGUAUGAGACUCGAAUCAGUAAAUGUGCCUUCGCGGUGUUAUUGCUUUGGUCUUGGAGGUUUGUGUGCAUCUAACGUAGACUACCUGCGAAUUGUAUUUUGUGCAAGAGAGUGAAUUUCACGUGCUUGUGAAGGAACGUAAACGUAUACUCGGUCUUCUAAGCGGGGAGAGGCGUGUGCGUUUUAACGGAGUACUGAAGGUGCGCCCUGAAUUUGCGUUCACGUUUUUGUAUUUGCAGACAUUGUGAAUGUGUAAAGCAAAGUGCUGCUC